GCUCACACUGGUGUUCAAUAGUUGUGAUGGAAUUAUUUUAUAUUUAUGUUUAAUUUAUUUAAUUUCUAUUAUCGAUAAAAGAAUUUGUUUAUAAAUAAAUUAUACAAUUGUUUUUUUAAUGUACGAAUGAAGAAUUUUACUUACAAGUUUAUGUAAAUUAUUCAAAUAUGGCUUCAAAGUUAUCUAAUAAACAAAAAAUACGAUCUUUUUUAAUGAUAUCAUUUGGCGGAGCAUCACUGUUCACUGGAAUGUCUAUAUUCCAAGGGAAUGAAAAAUUUUACGACCAAGUAGUUAUGCGAUUGAUAAAAUCAAUUGAUCCGGAAAUUGCACAUAAAAUGGCUGUAACUGCUGCCAAAUGGGAAAUUAUUCCUAAACAAAAAACUCCCGAUCCUGUAACUUUAAAACAGAAUGUUUGGGGAUUAGAAUUUAAUAAUCCACUUGGAAUGGCUGCUGGAUUUGAUAAGCAAGCAGAAGCAGUUAGAGGUCUUAUAAAAUCAGGUUUUGGCUUCGUGGAAAUAGGAUCUGUAACACCAAUUCCUCAAGUAGGAAACCCAAAGCCUAGAGUAUUUCGUCUAUCGGAAGACAAAGCUGUGAUAAAUCGUUAUGGAUUUAACAGUGAUGGUCACGAAAUUGUUCGAAGUCGAAUAGCAAUGUUGAAACAGGAUCCAAACUUUCAUGGAAUUGUUGGAGUUAAUCUAGGGAAAAAUAAAACAUCCACUGAUCCAGUUAAUGAUUAUGUUGAAGGCCUAAAAAAAUUCAAUGAUAUUGCUGAUUAUCUUGUUAUUAAUGUUUCGAGUCCUAAUACAGAAGGUUUAAGAGAUUUACAAGCAAAAAAACAUUUAGAAGUAUUAUUAACUGAAGUAAAUACAGUACGGAAUUCAAUUAAUUCAAAAGUUCCAUUGCUUUUGAAGUUAGCUCCUGAUUUAACACAAACAGAAAAAAAAGAUAUUGUUGAUGUAAUUCAAAAAAAAAAGUGCAAAGUUGAUGGAUUGAUCUUAUCAAAUACUACCAUAAAACGUGAAAACUUGAAAGAUCCGUAUAAAAAUGAAAAAGGAGGUUUGAGUGGAGCACCAUUAACUGAUUUAUCAACAUCCUUUAUUGCUGAUAUGUUUAAACUUACUGAAGGAAAAAUCCCAAUAAUUGGUGUAGGUGGAAUUUUUUCUGGUCAAGAUGCUUUUGAUAAAAUAAAUGCUGGUGCAUCUUUAAUACAAAUUUAUACAUCAUAUACGUAUCAUGGACCUCCAGUAGUUCAAAAAAUAAAACGAGAACUGAAUGAUUUAUUGGAAUCCAAUGGAUAUUCUUCGGUAGCAGAUGCUGUUGGAAAAGGAAAUAACUGAUAAGUUAUUGCAAUGAAUGAAUAUUGAUAAAAUAAUUGUAUUUUUAUUUGUUACGUCUUGAAAUGGAAUAUAAUUUUAUAUUUAAACUAGUAAUAAGAUUAUUGUAAAAAAA
Messenger RNA from Chelonus insularis, 1449 nucleotides. RefSeq names its product dihydroorotate dehydrogenase 2 (gene Dhod). Lineage: Eukaryota; Metazoa; Arthropoda; Insecta; Hymenoptera; Braconidae. The transcript has 3 exons. Gene Ontology annotation, biological process: 'de novo' pyrimidine nucleobase biosynthetic process; pyrimidine ribonucleotide biosynthetic process. Bases 168 to 1337 code for a protein of 389 amino acids. Gene Ontology annotation, cellular component: mitochondrial inner membrane; cytoplasm. Gene Ontology annotation, molecular function: dihydroorotate dehydrogenase activity. The record is from RefSeq and is a predicted model, not a curated record.